AAUAUCUUCUAUGUGAGCAUUUAAAUGCAAAUCUCCUCCAAAUCCUCAUGACAUCAUGCUGUGUUUCUUCUUAAGGUUUUUUCGUGGCUCCACAGUCUCAGCAGCAGUAGCAGUGAAACGUCCUGAUCUCCGUGAACCUGGCUCAGGUCGGAGAUUCACCUGUCUUCGUUUAAAGAACAGGAAACUCCAACAACCAGCAACUGGACUACAGCUGUUGAUCCAGGUUCACACUGGGAGCCAGAUAAUUCCCAAUACAAACUGGUUCAACUUUAAUCCAGGAACUGUUUCAGUAAUGGCGGACCUUUGCUGCCAACGCUGAAAACAAAGAAAAAAGGAAGUAAGAGAACAAGAAUAAGCUGGAAUAGCAGCAUAUUGGAACGAUGGGAAAACUCAUCUACCCAGAGAACAUCACUGUACAAAUUUAAAGUAAGAAAAAAGUUUAAAGUAGUCCCAAAAGAACUCUGCGGGUUGGAACAUACUUCCAUUCCUCAACUUCCAAAAGGAUCCUGCAUUUAUUCUUUCUUCAUGACAACUGGAGAGACAUGAAGCCUUCCAGGUCUUUCACUACUCUCAGCACCAUUGCCAUCCAGGCUGGCCAAUCACAGAUUGUUGUGUCUGUCCUUAAGAGUGGGUCACUGGUCCACCUCCAGUUGGUCCAGGUUCAUCCAGGUCUCUGUGAGAUCGGAUCAAACAAGGAAGAAAACCAGACAAUGAUCCAGGAACAGCAGCAACUGAUGGAAAAACUCAAGAAACAUGAGAGGGAAGUGCUGGCUGUGGUGGAGAAAAACCGAAAUAAGUGGGAUGAAGGAGUGAUGGAGAGGAGGAGCAGGAAACAGGAGGAAGAGCAGGAGGUGUACAAGGCCAUGGUGGUAUCUCUGAAUGAGGGAUGGUUGCUGCUCCUCCGUCUGCUAGAGAGACGACAGGAGGUCCUGACGCUGGCCUCUGACUUCUACUGCAGAGCACAGGAGUUUGCUGUCAGUGUCGACAGAGUCGAGGAUCUGCAGGUCAGACCAGACAACGACAGACUGACUGAAGUGCAGCUCACAUACGACUCCAUGAGGAGAGAUCUUCUGGGGAAAUCCCUGCAAGUUUUAACCAGCAGCAGCGUUCUGCUGCAGAAACUCAGACAGCUGCAGAGGAUUGAAGCCGUCCAGAGGAGAGGAGAAGUACUACAGGAUGAGGACGAGGAGGAGAGCUCCCAGAGUUCCCAGUGCAGCAGGGGGGUGGCGUUGAGGCUGGAGGAGCUGAUGGAGACGCUGCAGGAUCGAAGGAGGAGAGCGGACCUGGCCGUCAGGCUGCAGCUCCAACAGGCGGAGAACAGCAUCAUGAGCCGCAAGAGAGAACAAGAGGCCAGACACACCAGUUCAGAACAGGACUGGAGUCUCACAGUUGACGAGAUGCUGGAGGUUGUGUCCGCAUCAGAUCCAAAGCCUGAAUCUAGAUCAGAAGACACCGGACACACAGAUUCCAGAUCGAAGGAGACCAGAGGCAUUCAGUCUGGAUCCAGACCAGAUCUGAAGCUUACAUCCACUUCAGAUGAGAGUGGAAACCUGCAGUUGGGAUCCAGAUCAGAGGCUGAAGAACUCAAUUUGUCUGAACUGAGCAGGAAGCAGGAAGAGACCAAACAGCAGAGAGCUACCACAACUUCUACAAGUGGGCAGGUGGCAGGACAGCAGAGGAUGCUGGGAAAUGAGGAGGAGCAAAAGGAGACUCAAAGUGAAGACUGUGCUCACCAUGACCUGACCAAUCAGAGACAACAGCUGCUGCUGUCAUGUGAACACCUUGUGGACAAGGUCUUGAGCUGGGUACAGCAGAGCAGCAGUGUGUUGUCCAACAGCUAUGAAGCAGGACGGCAACUCCAUGAGGCAGAGGACACUCUGAACACACACCUACUGCUGCACACACAGGCUAAGGCUGCAGGUCGCAAUGCAGAGAACAUGAAGCAGAUCGUGGAUCAGAUCAGAACUCUGCACACAGAUGUGACCAGCAAAACUAGUUCUCAACCUCCCAGUGAAACCAGCAGACAGCCGUCCCUCCUGAAGACCCUGACAGAGCAGCUGAAGAGAGGCAGCACAGGCAAAUGGACCAGAACCAGCACCACUCAGCCCAAUCUGCCGGCUAAUGACCCAACUGGUUGUUUGAGUCCUGAACUUGCUGGUCGGGUUGAUCUGGUUCUGGAGGAGCUGCAGACUCUGAACCAGAAGAUCGACUCAAACCUGCAGCUGCUGAAACCCUAUGUCACUUUCCUCAGGACAGCACAGCAGGUGGAGGAGGAGAUGGCAGAACUGAGGGAGAUCUACAGCAGAGGAUCAGAGAAGGAAGAAGAAGAGGAGUGGGAAGCUGGCAAUAGUAACAUCAGGACAACUACCAGUUCCAGGUCAUCAGUGAAGAAGAAGCAGACCAGUGCCCACUGGCAGGAAAUGACACAGAGCGUCCUCACUGCUCAGGAACUGGGAAACAACUACAUCCAUACUGUUAGCACGGUGUCAGGGGCGGCCUUAAACCUACAGUGUAUGGUGUCGGUGGUUCAGCAGACAGUGGAGCGACUCAGCCAAACCAAACAGGAGGUGAACGAUCUGCGGAGUUACCAGCAAAUCAAGAUCCAGCAGCAACAAGACGACAUGAAGAACUGCAGGAAAUACCAGGAGAGACUGCUCAAGACCCGGCAGGACCUGAACUGUGUCUCUGAGCUGCUGGACUCCUGCACUCUGAUGGAUCUGGGUUCAGAACUGCAGACCUCGAGGCUGCUGGAGCGCUUCAGCCAGGCCAAACCACAUUUUAUUCAACUAGAUGCUGAAGCAGAGUUCAUGGUGAAGCACUGGGAGACUCUAAAAAGAGUCCAGCACAGGCUGGAGCUGAAGGAGGAGGAUGUAUCAGAGCUGCUGAAGCUCCAUCAGCGAGUGAAGGAGAAGAUCCAGCAGAGCGAGUCAAUCCUGAGCCUGGCUAGCAAUUUCCACCUCACAGCCAAACAGCUAGAGGCGCUGCUCCAGUCAGACCCUGCAGGCCUUUUAAAGAGUUCAACUGGUUUAUGUGGAGCCAGUGAGGUCAAGCUGAGAGAGGACCAACAGCAGAUCCAGAAUCUUUUUAACACGGUUUCAACACUGAAGACAGAUAUCUGCACCGCCAUCACCAACAGUGGUUCUCCAUGUUUCAGAGUGGAGCAGCUGGAGGCUCGUCUUCUCUGUCUGGACUCUCUCUGUGUCUCAUGGCUGAAUGAAGCAGCUCAAUGUGAGGAGAAGCUCCGCAGAGAGCUGCUGACUCGCCUGUUCAACAAUGACUUCAACCAGCUUCGUGACUCCUUUAAGGAGCUGAAGAAGCGCUUCAGCAACCUCAAGUUUAACUACCUAAAGAGAAACGACAGGACCAGGAACGUGAAGGCCGUGAGGAACCAGCUGCAACAGGUGGAGGCGUACGAGGAGAAGCUGCAGGCACUCAGGAAGCGUCUGCAGGGUGUGACGGCCCGGCUGGGGUCAGAGAUUAAGGAUGGAGGCGUGGUCCGGGAGGCAGAGGAUGCCAUCAACGAGCUGCAGAGACAGAUGAGAGAGUUUGAGCAAAGUGUCGGUGAACACCGAAAAACGCUGGACAUGACCUGCAGACUGCAGCAAGCCAUGGAAGAGUAUCAGUUCUGGUGUGAGGAUGCCAGUGCGACCAUCGCUCGUGUCGGGAAGUUUUCCUCCGAGUGUCGCAGCACAGAAGCCGUCUCUGUCCUCCACCGGCAGUUUGAGAAGUUCGUCUGGCCGACGGUUCCUCAGCAGGAGGAGAGGAUCAGUCAGAUCACUGAGCUGGCUGUCAGACUGCACGGUGUGGAGGAGGGACGGCGGUACAUAGAGAAGACAGUCAGAAAACACUCAGAGAUGGUGGAAUCCAUCAGAGAGCUGAGUGACGGGCUGUUGGAGCUGGAGGCCAAACUGAAGCUGGAGAAUCUCAAACAGCAGCAGAACGUUGAAGAGAAGGAAAUAAAGGAAGAAACGCAGCGAAGGAGCGAGAAUGAGACAGAAGAGAAAGAUGAAGAGAAAGAGAAGGAGUUGAAAGAAGACAGAAAGAUGAAAAAGAAGGAACAGAAAGAUAACCGCAGCACACAGGAGGCCGCUGACAUGUAUGAGCUGAAGGAGACAGGUCACACUCCCGAACUGACCACUGAGCAUGAUGGGAAGGAGGUGCCUGUGAAGAGGCAAACUGCAACCAAUAGAAAGCCUCCGUUACAGAAAAGUCGCAGCCAGGAGGCAGACAAACAGACGGACACACAGACAGUCAUCUCAGAGAGCAGCCAAAGACAGGGGUUCACCUCCUCCUCUGCAGAGGAGCGUCAUACAUCCUCCUACUGUUCCACGCACACCUUCAGCCUCUGCCAGUCCCCAGUGGGAGCCAGCCGGCGGGUCCACGCCGUCCAAAGCCAAUUACAGCUUUCCACCACUGAUCCCCAAGUCACACCCCCAUCUGUGAAUGGCCCAUUGUUUGCUGACAUCCAGCAGGAGUUUCAGAGGAAAGAGACGCAAGAAACAGGACAGCAGACGACCUCUCUGUCCCGUGAAUCAAACACAACACCACUGCAGGAUGUAUCGGAGGUGGAGCUCCAGCAUGAGGAAGUGAUGACGGAGGAUUCUCUGUCCAAUGAUGAGUAUGAGUGCGCAUCACCUGAUGACAUUUCCCUACCACCACUGGCAGAGACACCAGAGUCCAUAGCGGUCCAAUCAGACGUUGAGGAGAGCUUCUGUUUUAGUUCCCACAGCAUCCACAUCAAUCAGCACAGCCACCAGUACCAUACCCUGCCAGAGCACAGUGUAACUGGAAAUGUUACUGGUGCAGUCCGACAACAGAGAGAGUCCAGCGAGACAGAGAGGUGUCCAACUCCUCCCACCUGCCUUCACAGCAGUGCCAGGUUCAGAACUGAGUCCAGCUCAUUUGGCCAGAGUCCACUGACAGUUCCUGCUCCAAGUCUGCUUACCAGCACUCUGUGCACCAUUCUCAGGACUGGAGAGACUAGCACAGCCAACUUCCCCCAGAGUGCUCACCUUUCUGUGGGCUGCCCUGAACUGAGCUUCUUUUCAGGAUUCAACCCACUCCACAAGAGCAACAUGCCAGACAACAAGGACAACAAUGUCCUUGAGAGAAGGAGCCCCUCACAAACUGAACACUUCUUAAAGGAGCACAGCAGGCAGAAUGGACAGCCUCAGAGCAGUUCCAGUAAGGGUAAGAUCACCAAAAAUGCUGCAUCAAAAAGUGAAACCUUGCCACGUACUGAUCUCAUUCCUCAGGCUGCAGAGCUCAAUCAGACCCCCUCUGUCCCCCAGUCCAGCUAUCAUCCGCAGCCCUUUAAUGGUGAAGACCCUGAUCUCCACAAGGACAGGACCCCUCCAAAAGACAUGGGGUUCCUAAAAUUCAGCACUAGUACUACUCAAACCACAACUGCCAAUUGUCAAGACAACAGUUUUUCACAGUCCUUCGCUGGCUCCAAGAGUGGCCUCCAUCACAACAUAAAUACCCAGAAGACCAUUUGCUCCCAGUCUUCAGAUAGUCAUCGCACCUUGGAACAGACUAGCAACAGCGUCAUUUCCCCCCAAGAAAGCCCCUUGUCUCAGGUUGAGACUAUGCCACAGAUCAAUCCACCCCUGCAGACCGGAGGGUUUGCUCAGAGCCCCAGCAACACAGUUCCAGGAGACACUGGGCUCAUCAAAUCCUGUACAACCUGCCCCCAAACCAGCACAGUCAUCCAUACAGACAGUCCACAGUCUUACCCAGAGUCCAGGAGUGGCCUUGAUCAGAAUGUGAAUUCCUUACAAACCAGCAAGGAAGCACCUUCAGUCUCUGUGCCCCAAAGCAGCAGCCUUACCAAAACCACUACUGUCACCCAACAAAUUGUUUACUGCCAGUCAUCUGCUUCAGACAGUCAUUGCAAUGUGCCUCAGGCUAGCAGUGAUCUUAGGUCACAGCAAGAAAGGCCAGUCUCCCAGGGUAGUGGAGGUCUACCUGGGGUCCUUCAUGCCCCUAUCCCUCCAGAGCCAAACAGUGUCAGUAACAUAUCCAGCAAUACCAUCACGGGCAGUAAGAUAUUCAACAGCAAGCAGAGCCACCAGACAGUCUACUCCCUCCAUGAGUCCUUGGCUUCUACCUGUACCCAGCAGUUUGUGCAUGACCCUGGCAUGAACCCCAGCAGCCCCGCCCAGCUCGCUGCUCCUCCUCAGCCCGAGGCACAGACCAAAGCUUUGGCUCAGCAGGCUAACCUGCAUGUCACCCCCCCUUCCUCUUCAUCUCAUCUACUAACUCCAGAUCAAGACCCAGACAUUUGUCAGCCCAUGGCUAUCCGCGAGGAGAUAAGGCUUACUCCCCAGAUCCAAGGGCCUCCCCUUCCUGCUCCUUCUCCUCUGCCCCAGGCCCAGACAGAGGCUCUUCCCCAGGGAAAAGCCUCUAAAUCUGGCCCACCCUGCUUCACCAGGCCCCUGUCUAGAGCUACUGUCAUGGAGGGCUCUCCAGUGACGCUAGAGGUGGAGGUGACGGGACACCCAGAGCCCAUGCUCACCUGGUUUAAAGAAGGAGAGGUGUCAGCCACCGGCCCUGGCCGAGCACUGGCCUGUGAGGAUGGAAAACAAUUCCUGUUUAUCCCAGAGGCGUUGGAUGGCGGGUUAUACAAGGCCCAAUACCCCAGCUACCAUGACUGCAGCGAUGGCAGCAAGACAGAUGAUGAUAGGUGGCUGGUGGCCGAAGUGUUUGACAUCAUUAAUGUGGACUGGCAGACCUGGUUUGGUACACUGUGUGUUCUGCUGUGGCUGCUCUACCUGAUAAUACUUUAAUACACACACACACACACACACACACACACACACACACACACACACACACACACACUGUCCUGAUUCUUUUUAUUAAAGUCAAAUUGAAUUCUCCACACUUUUUGCAUAAACAAAUGUAAACCAUCAUGUCAUAUCAUUUCAUUCAUGUUAUUUUAUGACCUGUUGAGUCUUCAGCAGCUCCUGCACACUCAGUGCUGUGGUUGUCUUGCAUCAUAGAGAGGAGGGGUGGGGGGGUUAGCUUAGCAUUAGCUUGCUCUGUUUCAUGGGUCCAGAUGUGGUAGUGGAAAAUAGACUGCAGCGAUGGGUAGUCCUCUAACUUCAUUUUUAGUGCCCACCCACACAGAUAUUGGACCAAUCAAAUUACAGUACUGAUAUCAUCAGUCAUAACAAAAACUUCACCUCUCAUUGACACUACUGUAGGAGGCAUUGGCACUGCAGAACAAUGGAUACAAUUUAAAUUUCUUAAAUAAGUACAUAAGUCAAUACUGAUUUCUUAGCGGACAUUAUUUUUUAAUUGCAGUUUGACUUUGAGUCACAAUGAAAACAUAUACUUUCUAAUAAUUUUAAUCAACUUUCAGAGGAGGUCAUCAUACAAUGUACAAAAUAAUUUUAGAACUGUCUAAAUGUUGGGGUCUGGAGAAUUUGGGGACCUGAAAACAAGAUUGAGGGCCAGAAAAAAGAUGGGUAACCUGGUGUAAUCCCUGAGUAAUCACUGUGUUCCCUGUUAUAUAGUUUUUUUAACAAGUGUUCUUCUCAUUGGACUUAAAUCGGGUUUCAGUUCAUCUCCUAUGUCGUCAUCACCUUUUCUCCAGGUGGAGUGGUGCAGACAUGCAAUGUUAAUAUUAAUGACAGAUUACGGUGAAGCUUUAACACGUUUUAUUUGUGGGUUACUGGAGUCACAGAAUCCUCAUUUAAAUCUGGAACCACAAAGCAGCAGAGUGCAACAGACUGAAACGGCUUUGAAUCAAGGCGAACACAUCCGCAAACAUGUUUAUUUAAAACCAACAGAAACGUAUUACUGCCAGGAAAAAAACAAAAAAAAACUCUGACGAUAAAGUUAAGUAAAUUAAUGAAUGACCCAAAAAACAGCAUAAUAAUAAAUAAAUAAAUAAAUAAAUAAAUAUAAAUUAUCUUGUACUGAGCUGAAUUCAUGAGAUGAGUCAAAAUUGUCUACUUUUUAAAUUAAAUUUAUGUGAUAGUCAUAAUUUUGAGAUAGUAAGUUAAAAUGAUGAGACUGAGUCAGAAUUUUUAUUUAGGACUUAAACAUAUUUCAUGGUCAUAAUUCUUACUUUAUAAUUUUGAUUUUCUUAGUCCAAAGAAUACUAAGUUGUGAUCUUAAAACAGUAAGCCAUCAUUAUAAGACACUUUUUAGGUCAAACUUAAAAGUUAUGAUAUAUUAAAUGAUAAUUUAGUAUCACGUAAUAAGUCAAAAUAUACUAAGUCAAAAUACAUUAAAUGACUCACUACAAGUCAUAAUUUUGAGAUAGUGCAAUCUCUUAGUAAGAGAUACUAAGUCCAAAGUUUGACUUUCUAAAUCAAAAUGAUGAGAUACUGAAUCAUAACUUUGAGAUUGUACACAUAGUAGGUUUGAUUUAAGAAGUCAAUAUUUUGAGCUAUCUCAAAAUAUUGACUCAACUGACAGUUCAACAAAUCAUAAAUAUUAAUUAAGUCAGAAUCUUGAUUCAGUAUCAUAAUUUUUUAUUUUCCAUUAACACUUAAAUUUGUGUCAUUCUUAACAAUUAAUCUUACAUUAAAGUAUUUGUUUUCUGAAAGUCACCUCGCAGAAGAAGAUAAAUCAUCUUGACUUUAUAUUUGUAGAGAGAGGUUUUCCCAUUCACUUCAAUACAGUCAGAUUGUUUUUUGUUUUUUGGAGCAGCAUCUAGUGGACAUCGGAGGAACAGCAGCUGACUGACUCACAUUUAUCAGGUUAAUAUUGUCUGCAUAACUCUGAACACAGUAUUGAGGAUUGAAUAAUCAAUCAAUCAAUCAGAAUAAUCAAACUACAAGUUCACAAAGAAAAUUCUGAGGGUUUUUUUUUCUGCUUUAAAUCUCCUCUCACCUGAUAAAAAAAUGUAUCUGGUUUCAAAUAUUUAUAUGUGUAAUAGUUACUGAUUUACUUUCCUUCACUAGAGUGUAUCUCUGCUGAAUAAAGUCAUAUUGGGAACGUUUGUGGUGUGUAUCACUUAUUAUUAUUACUGACUCAUCAGGUGACACAUUAUUUACAUUCAGUUUCAUUCAUUUCUCAAUUUAAUCCAGACAAAUUAAUGAUUAAUAUCAGGGUUGUUGAGGGAUUUUAUGUGGUUGAUUCUACAGCAGUUGUUGAUGUUUAAAAGCUACUCAGUUACUUGUUUGCUGAUGUUUUUAAUAAACAUCUCUGUUUGUCUGAUAAACAACAUUAUCUGCUUUCAAAUGUUUUAUGUAAAACUGAUCGAAGUAAAGUCACUUACUGAUGGAUCUGCUUUCCUUCAAUACAUUGCCGGGGUUGAUUUUCUUGCUAUUAAGGGCAUCUUUGGUGCCUUUAGUUCAUUCAAUCCAAUUUAACUCCCAGCAAACACACCUCUGGGCAUAGUGAUACAUCCACAUUUAAUAUUGAACAUAACAUAUUCUG
This is a messenger RNA of Thunnus maccoyii (southern bluefin tuna), 9396 nucleotides long. It is a transcript of the gene ccdc141, whose product is annotated as coiled-coil domain containing 141. The record is from RefSeq and is a predicted model, not a curated record. NCBI's taxonomy places the organism in Eukaryota, Metazoa, Chordata, Actinopteri, Scombriformes, Scombridae. The transcript has 29 exons. The coding region runs from base 543 to 6788 and encodes 2081 amino acids.